Leptopilina heterotoma is the source of this 2290-nucleotide messenger RNA. RefSeq names its product neuronal acetylcholine receptor subunit alpha-7-like. The coding region runs from base 265 to 1707 and encodes 480 amino acids. The record is from RefSeq and is a predicted model, not a curated record. Gene Ontology annotation, cellular component: neuron projection; synapse; postsynaptic membrane. The transcript is spliced from 9 exons. Gene Ontology annotation, biological process: regulation of membrane potential; monoatomic ion transmembrane transport; nervous system process. Gene Ontology annotation, molecular function: acetylcholine-gated monoatomic cation-selective channel activity; transmembrane signaling receptor activity. Lineage: Eukaryota; Metazoa; Arthropoda; Insecta; Hymenoptera; Figitidae.
AGUUUGGAUAAAAGAAUUCUUGAAAAGAGCCUUUUUUCGCGUUACAACUGGUUAAGGAAAGCGUGAAAAAAAAACUUGGAACGCAUAUCUGAGGGAAUGCAGCGCUUGCGCCACUAUUCAAUUACGAAUGAUAUAACCGAUGCAGAUUUUGAGGGAAAAGGUGGCGCGUGAUUUUGGGGUUGAAUCCACGAUGCUUUCAAGCACUGUUGAAAGAGCUAUCAGUCUACAACCGUCCGCCUCAUAGUUCUAUCACUUUUCGAGCACAUGUCUGUUUUGAUUUUCAUUGUAUUCAUCCACGGAUUCUUGGUUUUUCUAAUUAGAAAUGGCUUAUGUGACGAACAUGAAUACAGAUUAACUAGAUAUUUAAUGGACAGUUACGAUGCUGGUGUACGUCCAGCGAAAAAUUCUUCUCUACCGCUAGUAGUCGUCUUUGGAGUGUCCCUUCAUCACAUCAUUGACGUCGAUGAAAAAAAUCAGAUUCUUACAACAAAUUGUUGGGUGACUCAAACCUGGACGGAUCAUCAUCUAAAAUGGAACGUGUCUGACUUUGGAGGAAUUCGUGUACUACGGAUGCCAUACACUCGAGUUUGGAGACCAGACAUUAUUUUAUACAAUAAUGCAGAUCCACAAUACAAUGCAGCAGUAAUAAAUACAAAUGUGAUUGUCAGUCAUACUGGUGAGGUGGUCUGGUUAAGUCACGGUAUUUUUCGUAGUAGCUGUGAUAUAGAUGUAGAAUAUUUUCCAUUUGACGUACAAAAAUGUGCGCUGAAAUGGGCAUCGUGGACUUACGAUGGCUAUCAGGUUGAAUUAGAGCGCCAAAGCGAGAGAGGAGACAUGAGCAAUUAUCAAGCCAAUGGAGAGUUUGAUCUCGUUGAUUUCUCUGCCAGACGAAACGUCGAGUACUACUCCUGCUGUUCCGAGCCAUAUCCGGAUAUCACCUAUGAAAUCAAAUUACGUCGUCGACCAUUAUUUUACGUCUUCAACCUUAUUCUUCCCUGCAUUCUUAUUAAUGGCAUUGCUUUACUUGUAUUUUAUGUGCCAUCUGAAUCGGGAGAAAAAGUUACACUGGGAAUUUCAGCGCUAUUGUCGAUGACUGUUUUUCUUAUGACUAUUCGCGAAACCCUUCCACCAACUGAAAAGACGCCACUAAUUAGUUUAUAUUACGGAGUCAGUAUUUGUCUGGUGUCAUUUGCAUCAGGCCUUGCUGUGGUGACGUUAAACUUACAUCAUCGAGGAGUUCGGGGGACAAAAGUACCAAAUAUAGUUAAAUCACUUGUUCUUAAAAGACUCUCUCGACUGGUUUUCCUUAAUUUUAAAGAUGAAUUAAUUGAACCAUUACGAAGAAGAGAAAAUAAUUGUCCUUUGCACUGUAAAACUGAAAAUUCCCAACCUCAAUUGUCACCUAAAUUUAUGACAAGAAGAACUGGAAGUAAUAAUGAAAAUCUUCAUUUAGGUAUCGGAAAAGAUGGUGGUCUUGAAGCGCAUUGGUCUCGAGUUCUUGGUAAAGUUCAUGGGACGAUCGAGAGGAAUGAGAGGCGAUUAAUGGAUCAGGAUAGAAGGGAAAGAACAGAAUUGGAAUGGAAACGAGUUGCCAUGGUCAGCGAUCGAGCACUUCUAGGAUUAUUUUUCCUCACUACUAUUAUCAGCACAGCUGUUAUUCUUUGCGGGGCACCUCCAAGUGUUGAUAUUCCAGUAGCAGAUAGUUAAAGCUCUUAAAUUCAAUAAUUAAAAGUUUAUUUAAAUUAGAGAAAGUAAACUUUAAAGUGAAAAACAUUUUCUAACUAGUUUAAAUUAUAGUGGAUCAUGAACCCGGCCGCGUUAGGUGAAGUUAGUAUCUUUUACCCCAUUUUAAUUAAUUAAAGAUCAAAUAACGAAAAAUUCUGCAUAGGCCAACAAAAUUUUGUUGCCCAACCAAUGGAAGCCAAUUUGUUUUGACCUUGAAAAUAUUGGAUUGGCUCUAGUUUUCAAGCAAUUUACGUUUCAAUACGCAAAAUACGCAUUUUUGGCAUUUUUUGAAUAUAAAAAUAUUUUUAAAUAUUGUAAACUUUGUAAAAAAAAAUAAUAACAAAGUUUUACCUCGCAGGGUAAAAAAAAUUAAUGAAAACUACCCCAAAAAAACGAAACAAUUUAAAAAUCUACCAAAUUCGCCUAAAAUUUGUUACUGGGGGGUUUUCAGGGUCGCUGUUUACGGAUCCGAUGUUAGUUUUCAAAAAUUCAAAAUGGCGGAUCCAAUAUGGCGGACGAUAAAUUGAAAAUUCAUCAGAUUCGUCUAAAAAUUGUUACUCGGGGG